AUGUUGUGGCUGUGGUUAGGGCUCAGCGGGCAGAAACUAUUGCUUUGGGGCGCAGCGAGCGCGGUCUCCGUGGCCGGCGCCACUAUUCUGCUCAACAUCCUGCAGAUGCUGGUAAGCUAUGCGCGGAAAUGGCAGCAGAUGCGGCCAAUCCCGUCGGUGGCUCCCGCCUACCCCUUGGUGGGACACGCGCUGUAUAUGAAGCCCAGCAACACAGAAUUUUUUCAGCAGAUAAUUCAGUACACAGAAGAAUUUCGACACCUGCCAGUCAUUAAACUUUGGAUCGGUCCAGUGCCCCUGGUGGCACUCUAUAAGGCGGAGAAUGUAGAGGUGGUUUUGGCCAGUUCGAAGCAAAUUGAUAAAUCGUUUUUGUACAAGUUCCUGCAGCCAUGGCUGGGACUAGGACUUCUUACAAGUACCGGCAGCAAAUGGCGCACCAGGAGGAAGAUGCUAACGCCCACUUUCCAUUUUACGAUUCUGGAGGACUUCUUGGAUGUCAUGAACGAGCAAGCAAAUAUAUUGGUUAAUAAGCUUGAAAACCACGUCAACCAAGAAGCCUUUAACUGCUUCUUUCACGUCACUCUUUGUGCUCUGGAUAUAAUCUGUGAAACGGCUAUGGGGAAGAACAUUGGAGCUCAAAGUAAUGAUGAUUCUGAGUAUGUCCGUACAGUGUAUAGGAUGAGUGAUAUGAUAUAUAGAAGAAUAAAGAUGCCUUGGCUUUGGCUUGACCUUUGGUACCUCAUGUUUAAAGAAGGAUGGGAACACAAAAGGGGACUCAAGACCCUACACACUUUCACCAACAAUGUCAUUGCUGAACGGGUCAAUGAAAAGAAGGCAGAGGAAGAACGGAUGGGUGCUGGCAGGGGUCCUAUCCCCUCCAAAAAUAAACGCAAGGCUUUCCUUGACUUGCUUUUGAGUGCGACUGAUGAGGAAGGAAACAAAUUAAGCCACGAAGAUAUCCGAGAGGAAGUUGACACCUUCAUGUUUGAGGGCCAUGAUACAACUGCUGCUGCAAUAAACUGGUCCUUAUACUUACUGGGUUCUAAUCCAGAAGUCCAGAGGAAAGUGGACAAGGAGCUGGAUGAUGUGUUUGGAAGAUCCCAGCGCCCUGUCACCUUGGAAGACCUGAAGAAACUUAAAUAUCUGGAUUGUGUCAUUAAGGAGACUCUCCGUGUUUUCCCGUCUGUCCCUUUAUUUGGCCGGAGCCUUAGUGAAGACUGUGAAGUGGCCGGUUACAGAAUUGCAAAGGGAACGGAAGCGAUCAUCAUUCCCUAUGCACUACAUCGAGACCCCAGAUACUUCCCAGAUCCUGAGGAAUUCCGGCCAGAGCGGUUCUUUCCUGAAAAUUCUCAAGGACGCCACCCCUAUGCCUAUGUGCCAUUUUCGGCUGGACCUAGAAACUGUAUUGGUCAAAAGUUUGCUGUCAUGGAGGAGAAGACCAUUCUUGCCUGUAUCCUGAGGCAGUUUUGGGUAGAAUCCAACCAGAAGAGAGAAGAGCUCGGGCUGUCUGGAGAUUUGAUUCUUAGGCCAAAUAAUGGCAUCUGGAUCAAGCUGAAGAGGAGGCAUGAAGAUAAUCCCUAACUCCAUCCUCAAGCUCUGAUGAUCCCUAACUCCAUCCUCAAGCUGGGACCUUAGCAUGAUGAAGAUCAUUCCAUAAGAAACAUGGCAUCUGCAAUUUUUAGAUUAUGAGUUGAAAACUCUGAAUCCUCAGACCUAGUGUUUUUUCUUUCUUGUCCCUACUGAUCUUGGGACACAAUCUAUCAUUGAGAGUUUUUGUAUGUUUGUUACUAACAUGGAUGACAUGUCACACCUGCUCUUUGUCUCAAGGGCACUGUUAGCUACCUGAGUUAUCACUGAAAUAAACAUGUAACAAAAACUAUAACAGA
Molecule: messenger RNA, 1883 nt
Organism: Grammomys surdaster
Lineage: Eukaryota; Metazoa; Chordata; Mammalia; Rodentia; Muridae
Product: cytochrome P450 4V2
Exons: 11
Coding region: 1-1578 (525 amino acids)
Molecular function (GO): heme binding; oxidoreductase activity, acting on paired donors, with incorporation or reduction of molecular oxygen; iron ion binding
Source: RefSeq, a predicted model, not a curated record